This is a messenger RNA of Emericellopsis atlantica, 5284 nucleotides long. Its product is annotated as transcription initiation factor. The record is from RefSeq and is a predicted model, not a curated record. Gene Ontology annotation, cellular component: transcription factor TFIID complex. Gene Ontology annotation, molecular function: RNA polymerase II general transcription initiation factor activity; transcription cis-regulatory region binding; chromatin binding. Lineage: Eukaryota; Fungi; Ascomycota; Sordariomycetes; Hypocreales; Bionectriaceae. Gene Ontology annotation, biological process: transcription initiation at RNA polymerase II promoter. The transcript has 2 exons. Bases 405 to 4838 code for a protein of 1477 amino acids.
GCGCAAACCUUCCAACGCGCAGCAACCUCCAAGCUUCUUUCAGCAUCACACCCCGUAAAUACCGGAUUGCAACCCCAGCAGUACGACUUCGACCGACUCGACCAGAGCGCGCCUGGGUGUAGAGGCCUUUCUUGAUCGUUCCAGUAUCCAUCGAGACCGACACGCAAGCCGCAGCGCAUUUGUUAAGCCGCACGGUCGCUGAGCUUCAGCUACCAAAGCUCGCCGGUAGAGACAGCGAACAUACGCACGCGCCGCUCAAACGAGUGCGACCUUCCAAACGGAGUGCGCGCGCAAGCCGCCGAGCCCGAAACUCUCGAUGCGAGUCGCAUCAGCACUCUGCUCCCAGGAGCGCUGACCGCUUCUCGAUCUUUGUUCGAAUUCCGAUCACGCUACGCACAGGCAAGAUGGCCUCUCAUGCCCUCUUCGACGAGGACAGCGACCUGCCACCCGUGGAAGAGCUACCGACGCAGGCGUACUUUAUUAUCAAGCAAGAUGUAACGCUGGACAUCAACUUCCGCGAGAAGCGCAUCGACGGCACGACUGACAUCAUCCUCGUUGUAUUUGACGAUAAGCUCGAACACGUCGACCUGGAUGCAGCACAAUGCGAUAUCGAUACGAAGAAUAUCACCGUCACGGAGCUACGCGAAGCUCAUGGCAGUAUCGUGGAGGGCCCCAAGCGUCGCACCGGGGCUGAAUACAAUGAUCCGUAUGACGCGCUGCGGCCACCCGACAAUUACAACUGGACUGCGGAACAUCAUGAUCUGCGGCGUAUACGUGCAAGGCGCCUGUUUAAUAAUCGAGCCACCGACGUACCCGCUGAAGAUAGAGAAUUCAAAGGUUGCACGCCGGCAUACGGAUCGCUCAAGGUCAAUCUGCGCGCAAAGGGAGGAUCAGAUCGCCCCAAAGUGAUCAUACGGAAACAAAACGAAUCGCAAAGACAGUACAAAAUUUCGAUACCCUUCACGAACAGAAAUGGACGAGAUGGAGUCCAUUUCGUAGGGGUCGAUCCGCUCGAUACCCGAUACCCCCACAUGUAUACUCGACACUCUCUUCAACCAGGGACGGCUUCCUGCAUUUUCCCAUGUAUAGAUGAUCAUGGGCAGCGCUGCGAUUGGAGAAUCACUAUCAAGCACCCGAAGACGAUGAGUGACGCGCUGAGGAAACCUUUAGCGACGCAGGGGAAGGACACCGAUGCAAAGGCUGAUCUGUCGGAAGAGGACAAGCUCCGGGAAAUGACGGUGGUCUGUUCAGGCUUCCUGGUAGAGGAGUCGACGGAUCCUAAGGACGAGCGAAAACGACUUAUGACAUUUGAACCGGAAAAGAAGACGUCGGUCCAGAAGCUUGGAUUCGCGGUCGGUCCAUUCGAGCACGUCGACAUCUCAUCAGAGUUCCGAUCCGAGGAAGACGAAAUCAAGCUCGGUAUCAGCGCCCUGCGCGUUCAUGCUUACUGCCUGCCUAGGCGGGCGGAGUGGGUUCGCAAUACUUGUAUCGCCAUGACGAUGGCCGCCGAUCACUUCAGCUGGUCCUUCGCUAAAUACCCUUUCGGCAAUUUCAAGCUCAUCUUCCUAGAAGACCUAGUGGAGGAUACAGUAGCAUUGCACUCUAUGGCCUUUGCAAGCAACCGACUCCUUUAUCCCGAGGACAUCAUCGACACGGAAUUCGACACGACGCGAAAACUAGUGUACACACUGGCCUAUCAAUGGACCGGGAUCAACAUGAUCCCCAACACGCGAAACGACAUUUGGAUCAGUAUUGGAAUGGCACACUUCAUGACGGAGCUCUUCAUGAAGAGGCUGUGUGGCAACAACGAGCACCGUUUCAGGAUGAAGACAAUGUCUGACCAUCUGGUGGAGAUUGAUAUCGAAAGACCGUCACUGUACGACCUCGGGUCGAGCCUCCAUCUGGGCGAAUCUGAAAUUGAGUUUAUGCAUUUGAAGUCGUCUCUGGUCUUCUUCAUCCUCGAUAAACGCCUUAACAAGGCGUCAAGCGGGCAUAACCUCAUGCGGAUCCUCGCAAAACUCUUGACAAAGGUUCAGAUUGAAAGUAGCGACAAGGCGUCGAUCCUGAAGACGCCCGACUUUCGCACCAGGUGCGAGAAGGCAGCUAAAUGUAGUCUCGAGACCUUCUGGGAUCAGUGGAUAUACGCCAGCGGUGCACCCCGAUUCGACGUCAAGGCGCGGUUCAACAAGAAGCGGCUCUGUGUGGAGUUGACACUGAAUCAAAUCCAGCAUCAAGUUGUCAAGAAGCCGGAACUGCAAAAGGCCGACUUCAUGCGCUUGAUCAAGGAGCGGCGGAACCAAACACCACUGGGAGAGGUUCAACCCAUCUUCUCCGGGUCCAUGACGAUCCGUAUUCACGAGGCAGACGGUACACCCUACGAGCAUAUCAUCGAGAUAAAAGAAGAUGCAGCUCGGGCGACAAAGUUCGAGAUUCCCUACAACACGAAAUACAAGCGCCUCAAGCGCACGCGACGUAUGAAAGAGAAGCUUACUGGCGCCGCGGCCAAUGCAGACGCACAAGGCGAGACGGAGCAAGAUGCCUUGACGGUGUCCCUGGGUGACGGCCUGUCAACCCCAGAAGAGCAGGCCAAGUGGGAAAUCAUCGACUGGGAUCCAGAGACAGAGCGGAAGAUGGACCAGGAGUCCUAUGAGUGGAUACGCGUAGAUGCGGACUUUGAGUGGGUUGCGGCUAUGAAACACACCCUCGAGCCUUACAUGUACGUCUCACAACUCCAGCAGGACCGGGACGUGGUAGCGCAGCAGGAUGCCAUCUUGUAUCUGGCGACCGGUCCGCUGCACCCUAUAGCAUCUGGGUUCUUGGUGAAGACCAUUAUGGACAGGCGUUACUUCCACGGCAUCCGGACCAUGGCUGCUGCGGCGCUGACGCGCCAGUCCAAUAUCAAGGACUUGCCCAUGCUGGGCUUGCGACAGCUGAUGUUGGCAUACCGCGACAUGUUCUGCUAUGAGAACUCUAAUCAGCCUCGUCCGAACGACUUCUCCGACAAGCAGCAGUACAAGGUCCGAUGCGCCAUCAUCCAAGCCAUUGCUGAGGUUAGGGAUGCGAACACACAUCGUUGUCCUUUGGAUGCGCGACAAUUUGUGCUUGAUCAGUUGCUUUACAACAACAAUGAGAAGAACUCCAUCUCGGAUCACCAUUGGAUCGCUCUGUUGGUGAAGACCUUGGCGAUAUCCAUGAUUCCGUCGAAGAAGGACGAGUGGGUCGAGCGCCAACGCAAACUCAGGGACGAUGCGGAAGACGGCUUCUUGGAGAAAGCCAUUGAACAGAUUGAGCGCGUGCUCAGGCGAGAUGAGUGGACAUACUCUUACCACAACAUCUGGACAAUCGCGGGUUUGGACGCGAAGCAGCGGUUGAUGAAGGCUGAGGUGAUUCCCAAGAAUCUACUCGACUUUGCGCAAUACUUGAUUGAUGGGACGGCGGACACGAUUCGUAUCAAAUGCUUCGAAGCAUUGAUUGAUCUUGGUGCUAUGACUGACCAUGCCUUGUUCAGUCUGCUUGUCUUGGUGCUGACAACCGAUCGGUCGCCCCAUGUUCGGAGCAAACUCAUUGAAGCCCUCGUUCAGGGGCUCGCUGCAAUUGCUCUCGGCGAGCACGCAAAGCCCGUCGAAAAAGAAGAGUCUGCCAUGGACCUGGACGAUCCGCUGCUGGUCGUGCAGGACAGUGAGAAGGAGAUUGAGGCGCGCCAAGAGAUGUUUGCUCGCAGACAGAACUUGGACUCGGCGCUCAUUGCGCUGCGCAAGGAAAUGGACGAAACAUAUGCCAGCGAUCAGCGUCAUUACCGCACCGCUUUGCGCAAGGCUUUGGACCACCAAGGUCUGACACGUACGGAGAUUGAGAGUCUGCUGGACAUUGCGGCCAUGAUGUUCGAGGAGGCUAGUACUUGGAUUUUGACGCUCCAGUUGCCCAAGACAUGGAAAGCGGAGAGGUCGGCGCAGGCAACACAUGAUCGACUCCUGAUGAAGUUCACGUCCCACUACAGGAUCGAACCGAAACAAUCAAAGUCAGCCAUACUGCCACCACCACCUCUCCCAGCCGUGGAAGCACCCGCGCCAGCUCCAUUGGCACGAGCGCCGUCAAUCAAGAUCAACACAAACAAGCCUUCGACGCCGCGAACAUCCUUUUCGGACGCAGCGGCAUCGCAGCCUCCCCCACCGCCAAAGCCAGCGAGUUUCAGUGCGCCCAAAGAAGUCUCCGCGCCAGCCAAACCAGUCAAACUACCAGCUGCCCCUGUGCCCAAGCGGCCAUUUGAUGACUCUGACGAUGACGAGCCGAUGGCUGCGAAGCGUACUAAGACUAGCACACCUCAACCCAUCAUCCCGUCCGCUCCUGGGCGCAAGCGCAAGAUGAUUACCUUGAAGACGAAGAAUCCCGGGCGUCUGGCGGUCAUUUUAGGUCAGAAACCGCCGGUCCCUAGACGGACUUCGCUGCCAGGCAUGGCACCCAAGAAGGAAAAGGAACCCACCCCUGAAGGUGUUAGUGCGAGUAUUCCGCCAAAACACAGUCGAAAGCCACUACCCAUAGGAGGAGUAGCUGGCGAUUCUGCGAGGAAACCUCUGCCCGGCUCUGGGGAUACUGUUCGCAAGCCCUUGCCUACAGGCGGGUCGUCAAUGUCACCCCCUCCACCACCACCGGAGAAGAAGUCUAUGAAAAUCAACACCAACACAGCGCGCGCAUCACCCAAACCUUUGGCUAAUGGUGCGUCGGGGAGCCCAGCACCAGCCACUCCGCUGAGCGCAGGUGGCCGUCCCAAGAUCAAGAUCAUACGGAAGUCGACCAAUCCAGCAACUGGCGGAUCGUCUCAGUCACCGCCCGCGCCUUAGUGGUAUCAUGCCGCCCAGAGAUUGGAUGACGUGGCAUUUCGUGAGCUGGACUAUGAACUUGAAGGCAGCGCACUCUGCACGAAGUUGAAAAGCAUGCAUUAAUGGAAGAUAAGGCAGAUAGGCCGGAGAUGUGCUGAGGACUCAGCGGAUAGCAUUGCGAAGGCGUUUAGGCUACUUGAUCGAUUCUUUUUGGGGGUGAACAUGAUUGGGGAUGCGGCAAAGGAUGAUUGAUACCUGGUACAUUGUAGGUGAGGCACAUAGAUCAAGAAUGCUCUGUCAUCACGAUGUGUUCCAAAUGAUUUGCUCUGUCUUUUGGCAUGAAGAAUGAUACCUGAGGAAUUAUUAACGCCGUUACCUGGUAGGCCUGAAUAUGUGCAAGUACCUAUGUCGUCACCAAAAGGGGUCCGCGACCGGGGGAAAAGCGGGUCCUGUCACGUGAGACGGGU